AUGGCGUUCAAGAAGAUCAUCCUCACGGUCACCCUCUUGCUUUCCGUCAUGGCUGCCACCUCCGCUAGUGUUGCCGGGGAUCAGUGCGUUCAGGGACAGAAGAUCCCGCACAACCCGCUUCCAUCCUGCAAGGGAUACGUAGUCAGCCAUGUAUGUGGUGUAGGGCAGCUCCCCAUGGAGGUGAUGAAGGAGUCAUGCUGCCAGGAGCUAUCAACCAUCCCAAGUUCAUGUCGGUGCGAGGCUCUCCGCAUCCUCAUGGACCGCCUGGUGACUGUGGAUGUGAAGGGCGUGUUCGAGGGCGGCCCUCCCCAGCAAUGUCCCAGGCAGUGGCAAAGGGGCUUCGCCGCCAUCCUCGUUGCCCCGGAGGAGUGCAACCUAGAGAACACCUUACUUAAGGACCCGUACGGGGAUGCGACAGCUACGACGGUGACAUCGGCACGAGGCUGCGGUAGCGAUGAUGACAUCGACACUGGGUUGUGGCAGUGA
Molecule: messenger RNA, 486 nt
Organism: Lolium rigidum
Lineage: Eukaryota; Viridiplantae; Streptophyta; Magnoliopsida; Poales; Poaceae
Product: alpha-amylase/trypsin inhibitor-like
Exons: 2
Coding region: 1-486 (161 amino acids)
Molecular function (GO): serine-type endopeptidase inhibitor activity
Source: RefSeq, a predicted model, not a curated record